Molecule: messenger RNA, 879 nt
Organism: Fraxinus pennsylvanica
Lineage: Eukaryota; Viridiplantae; Streptophyta; Magnoliopsida; Lamiales; Oleaceae
Source: the annotation of a GenBank genome assembly
AUGAGAAAUAUUGCUAAUUGUUAUAAUGAACAUGCUAUAAAAGUAUCUGAUUCUUAUUGUUCAGGCCCUUCAAAUCAGGCGUCUCAACCCCCAAACUUGAGUCCUUCAAUCCAAAAUGCUGUUACAUGUAUCUACAAAGUCAAACUCUCAACUCAGAAGCAGUUCUUGAUCAAACUCACUUGGUGCAAACAAGGCUUCUCCGUUGGCAUCUUCGAUUCCAAAUUGUGUAAAAAUUUUCGGGUUUUACGCAAGACCAAAGGCGCCAAAACUUCUGAAUCCUGCAAUUCAAGAAUUGAAGUGUUUUGGGAUCUCUCUCAAGCUCAAUAUGAAAUUGGACCAGAACCAGUUAAUGGAUUUUAUGUUAUAGUAUUGAUCAACUCAGAGCUAAGUCUAACUCUUGGAGACAUAGAAAAUGAACUGAAGAAACUCAUUUCUGAUGUAAAAGUUGGGGAGUUUUCAUUGAUUUCUCGCAGUGAACAUUUCUCAGGUAAUUCUGUGUAUGCAACCAAGGCUAAAUUCAGCGACACAGGAAUAUAUCAUGAUAUACUUAUCAAAUUCUCAGCAGAAGAUGGGGGAUUAAAGAAUCCAGUACUAUCUGUUUAUAUAGAUAAGAAAAAUGUUUUCCAGGUAAAGAGAUUGAUGUGGAAUUUCCGCGGAAAUCAGACAAUUUUUCUCGAUGGAUUGUUGGUGGAUAUGAUGUGGGACGUCCAUAAUUUGUUUUUCAAUCCAUCAUCACCAGGAGAUGCAGCUGUUUUCAUGUUCAAGACGAGGAAUGGAUUCGAUAGCAGAUUGUGGUUUGAGGAGAAAAAUUUGGAGAUGAAAGAACAAGAAAAUAUUGGAUUCUCUUUGUUGAUCUGUGCCUGUAAGAAUACAGAUUGA